UCUAUUACUUUCCACGUUUGAGUGGCACGAUACUUCUCUAUCUUGUGCUUCCAUACAUCCAAGUCACGAACAAAUCUAUCAAUAUGUCAUCUGGUAGCGGAGACAACAGCGAACAGAACCCCACCGUCCUAGGCGGUAUCACCGACACUCUAGGCAAGACCGUCGGCGGCGUCACGAACACUGUCGGUGGUAUCGUAAGUGGCCUAGGCAAGACGGCUGGAGAUGCGACUCAAGGCCUUGGAAACACAGUCAGCGGCGCCAGUCAAGGAUUAGGAAACACGACCAAGGGCGUUGGUCAAACUGCCAACGACACGAUCAGCGGUCUUGGUGAAGGACAAGAUAGGAAGGUCGAACAGUCUACUGAGAACCCUCUGGGACUGAGCCGUUGAGUUAAAAAGGGAAUGUGGAUGUGAAUUUGCUUGGAUCGGAAUUUCCUUGGGGUCUGAUAAGAUGUCCCUGACUGUAUUAUUAGUAUUGUGUGCAGGAGAGGAUUACGAUCGCUUUUGUGAUUGAUUUCUUUUUGUUCUUCUAAGGAUUAGCCCCAAUAUCAAUAUCAAUGUGACAUGAGCUUUUAAUAACGGCUGGAUUGCGUCUCGAUCCAGGUAUAUGCCUUUCUU
Molecule: messenger RNA, 617 nt
Organism: Paecilomyces variotii
Lineage: Eukaryota; Fungi; Ascomycota; Eurotiomycetes; Eurotiales; Thermoascaceae
Exons: 3
Coding region: 84-389 (101 amino acids)
Source: RefSeq, a predicted model, not a curated record